AUGCAGGAGAGUACGCACUCGGAUCCUAGGAGCAGCUUGAACUGGGGGGAAGACGGGAAAAACGAUGGUCGGGGCCCACGCUACUCCACCAUGCACUCGAGAACGCAUCUCUGCUACGAUUCCCGUAGGACUCGUAGCUGCAUUGGUAGAAGAAGACGCCAACGCAUCGCCACCGCUGCCAACACCCCAACCACUCCUAAGAUGAGCAACGCACCGACUCUGCUUGAGUCGUCGCUGGGAACACGUCAUACUGGUGGUAGAAACGAAGAGGCCGAUGGGACCGGGAAGGCUCCUGAUGUCUCUCCUUGGAUGGAGUGCCAUUGCACCAUCUCUCUACCGCGAAGGCAGAGGUCACAAAGACGUCUCCUGGUCUGUGAAUGCGGGUACAGCACAACAGUAGUUCACGGCGAAUAA
Molecule: messenger RNA, 414 nt
Organism: Coprinopsis cinerea okayama7#130
Lineage: Eukaryota; Fungi; Basidiomycota; Agaricomycetes; Agaricales; Psathyrellaceae
Exons: 3
Coding region: 1-414 (137 amino acids)
Source: RefSeq, a predicted model, not a curated record